Molecule: messenger RNA, 2109 nt
Organism: Lachancea fermentati
Lineage: Eukaryota; Fungi; Ascomycota; Saccharomycetes; Saccharomycetales; Saccharomycetaceae
Source: the annotation of a GenBank genome assembly
AUGUAUACCAUAGGUUAUAGACAGCUUGUUCUGAGGUCACUUAGGGCUUCAUCCAUCAAGACAAGGGUGUGGUCUAAAGUACCUCAUGUAAGACCUCAAUCCUAUGCACCAUUCUCCAAUUUGGCCCCUUUACACUUGCAUGCUACUCCAGUAGCGAAACUACUCUCAUCAAAGCAACCUAGUACAACUCCAGAGAAGGCAAUUGUAAGCCAAAAGGCCAUAUCUCCCCCAACUUCAAAUGGCAAUGGUCAGAAGCAGUCAAAGGCGCCCACAAUGUCAGAGUUAAAAAUACUUAGAGACCUUUUCAAGUACAUUUGGCCGAAUGGUGAUAACAAGGUGAAAACUCGAGUGCUUAUCGCUCUUACCCUUUUAAUUGGUUCAAAAUUAUUGAACGUUCAGGUUCCCUUUUUUUUCAAACAGACCGUUGACUCCAUGAAUAUCGAAUGGACGGAUGCAUCUACUGUAUUACCCAUUGCGAUAACUUUGACUAUUAUAUCAUACGGAGCUGCAAGGUUUGGCUCGGUUCUUUUUGGCGAACUAAGGAAUGCCAUUUUCGCUAACGUUGCUCAGAAUGCUAUCCGAAAGGUCUCGCUGCAAACUUUCAACCAUCUCAUGAAACUUGAUCUUGGUUGGCAUUUAAGUCGGCAAACGGGUGGUUUGACUAGAGCUAUGGAUAGAGGUACGAAGGGUAUAUCAUAUGUUUUAAGUGCGAUGGUAUUCCACAUAAUACCUAUAUCUUUCGAAAUUUCUGUUGUUUGUGGUAUUCUCACCUAUCAAUUUGGAGCUUCCUUCGCAGCGAUGACGUUUGCUACGAUGCUCCUGUACUCAAUCUUUACUUUCAAAACUACCGCUUGGAGAACCGAGUUUAGAAGAUCAGCCAACAGAGCUGACAACAAAGCAGCAAGUGUGGCAUUAGACUCGCUCAUUAAUUUUGAAGCUGUAAAGUAUUUCAAUAAUGAGACAUACUUGGCAGAGAAGUACCACAAAUCUUUGACCAGCUACAGGGACUCUCAAGUUAAAGUAGCCCAGUCUCUAGCCUUUCUGAAUGCAGGUCAAAAUUUAAUCUUUACAUCAGCUUUAACUGCUAUGAUGUACAUAGGCUGCAAUGGUGUAAUGACAGGCGCUUUCACUGUUGGUGACCUGGUGCUCAUCAAUCAGUUGGUAUUUCAAUUAUCCGUUCCUCUGAACUUCCUAGGUAGUGUUUAUAGGGAGUUGAAGCAAUCUCUGAUAGACAUGGAAUCCCUUUUCAAAUUGCAGAAAAACAAAGUCAGUAUCAGAAAUGCAGAAAAACCGCUCAUGCUUCCAGAGCACAUCCCCUGUGAGAUCAAAUUUGAAAAUGUUUCCUUUGGAUACGAUCCGCAAAGAUUGAUUUUGAAUAAAGCAUCUUUCACUAUUCCUGCCGGGUGGAAAACUGCAAUAGUAGGUCCUUCUGGAAGUGGGAAAUCUACCGUUCUAAAGCUGGUAUUCCGGUUUUAUGACCCGCAAGAAGGCCGUAUUCUAAUUGACGGUAAAGACAUUCGGGAGCUAGACAUCGAAUCUCUUCGAAAAGCUAUUGGCGUGGUCCCCCAAGACACUCCUCUUUUCAAUGAUACCAUCUGGGAGAAUGUAAGAUUCGGAAAGAUAUCCGCAACGGAUGAGGAAAUCAAGAAAGCUAUCGUCAAGGCUCAACUCGAAUCACUGAUUGAAAAACUACCUAAAGGACGCGAAACAGUAGUAGGAGAGAGAGGACUGAUGAUAAGUGGUGGAGAAAAACAGCGGCUAGCUAUUGCUCGUGUUUUACUGAAAGAUACCCCCAUCAUGUUUUUCGACGAGGCUACGAGUGCUCUUGACACUCACACUGAGCAAGCUUUAUUGAAAACAAUCAAGGAGAACUUUGCGGGCCGCACCAAGACUAGCAUUUACAUUGCACAUAGACUGAGAACAAUAGCUGAUGCGGAUAAAAUCAUUGUUUUGGAAAACGGACAGAUCAGAGAAGAAGGAAGACAUACCGAAUUACUUUCCAGACCAAAUUCCCUUUACAAAGAGCUCUGGAAUAUCCAGGAGAACUUGGAAAUGUUGGAAGAAGAACUAGACCAAGAAAUGAGAAACGAGGUAAAAAGAGAAAUGUAA